This is a messenger RNA of Phalacrocorax carbo (great cormorant), 4068 nucleotides long. NCBI's taxonomy places the organism in Eukaryota, Metazoa, Chordata, Aves, Suliformes, Phalacrocoracidae. The record is from RefSeq and is a predicted model, not a curated record.
UUGCCGGCUGUGGGCGAGAUGGCCCCCCGGGGAGCCACCACGCCGAGGUGCCCCCGCUCCUGCGCCUGGCCCGGCCGCCCGCGAUGCCCGCUCCCUCACGCCACCCCUGGACUACAUGUCCCGCCGGCCCGCGGGGCGGGGAGAAGAUGGCCGCCGGCGCGGCCCUUCCGCUGCCGGGUGCUCCCUCUCUCACGGCCUUGUGGGGACGUGGGAGGCUAAGGUCCUGUUGCUGCUUGCCCGAGGGGAGCAGAGCUGAGCCCCGCGGGGGCGGUAGCGGCGCUGGAGCCGGAGUCGGGCGGGCGGCGGGCGGUGGGGCGCGGGGAAGGCAACGGCAGCCCUCCCGCCAGCCCUCCCGCUGCCGCCAUGAGGAGCGAGCCUUUGGCCUGGCCCCCGGUCUCGGCCCAGGCGGCCUCGCUGCUGGAGGAGGCGGCGGACCUGCUGGUGCUGCACCGGGACUUCGCCGCCGCCGUGGAGCGGUGUGAGGCGGGCUGUGACAGCCUGGGCACCGGCCCCGGCCCCGGGAGUGGCCCGGGCCCCAGCCCCGAGAGUUCUGCAGAAGUGAAAUGCUCCCUUUGUGUGGUGGGGAUUCAGGCACUGGCUGAGAUGAACCGGUGGAGAGAAGUUCUGCCUUGGGUCCUACAGUAUUACCAUGUCCCCGAACAUCUGCCUCCAAAAGUUCUGGAGCUGUGUAUCCUGUUAUACAGUAAAGUGAGAGAGCCCCAGGUGAUGCUGGAGGUUGGCAGUAGCUGGCUGAGAGACAAAACCAAUAAGAGCUUUCCUGAGUAUGGUUCGUUGCUGGAGCUCUACCUGUUGCAUGUGUUGCUUCCACUUGGCCGGUUUGAGGAGGCAGAAGAGCUUGUGCAUGGCUGUGAUGUUAUUGACAGCAAGCAGCAGCUAGCAUUUCUUGGGACCAUUUGUGAGAGCCGAUGUCAAUGGACAAAACAGGAAGAGAUGCACUCGGCUGCUGAAGAGCAGAAGGACGCAGCAACAGAAACUGUUUUGGGUGCUCUGUCCCAAAAGCUCUUGACUAUGUUGACAUUGCUGCGUAGAGCACUGAGGUCCAUGUCCAGCCACUUCUAUUUACUUCCUUACAAAAAGAUGCUCUUGGCUACUUUUCUGUUGUACCUGGUGGUGGUGAGAUUAGACCCAGCUUCUCCCACAGCACUGCCAUUCAUUUACAAACUGGUCCAGCUCUUCCGACAGGCUUGGGCAGCUGUAUUUUCUCCAAUACAUAGGCCUCCAAUUCAAGACUAAGCAUCUUCUGUAAUAGAACGCAUUUUUCUCUGCUGCUGUAGAAGUAUCAUCUUGUCUUGAAGAUGUUAUCAGGCCCUUUGAGGACUGCUGAAAUCGGUGUCCUAGUUGAGAUGACAACCUGCAAACUCCUGCGCAUGGCGAUACCUUCAUUUCUUCAGACAGGGAACAGUGUUGUAUGAAUUCUGAAACCAUGCCAAGUGUUUCUGGCAUUUUGCUUGGCUCUACAGCGCUGUUCUGUCCAACAGGGUAAAGCCACUCCUUCCAUAAUCUACACCUGAGUAAGAAUCCUCCUUUUCAAACACUUUGCUUUGGAUGUAGCUCUUGAGCGAGGGUUGUGUAGCCAGUUGUGAACUAUGGAAGAAGGUUUCAUCCUUGCAAAUGCUGGGCAGUUCUCUGAACAAGUGAAAUAGCGUUCCUGGAGGCAUGACUGUCAAAGGCAAUGGAGUACCAAUGGUUAGGGGAAUACUCUGUUUUGCCUGAAAACAUUUGAAAAUCCUAGUUCCUGCAGAAUGGGAUUUCGGACAAGCACAUGGGGAAAAAAAACACUGGAGAAAGCGAAGCCUGUUGCAUUUUGAAGGCCAUGGUUUCUCUUGUGACUGAUGCCUCCUUAUACAGGCACUCUUGAUUUUAGUGAUACUUAAGCCAGAAAGCCGAGGUGGUGGGCCACAAAGACUAUUGUGCUGUACUUACUCUUCUUAAAUGCAAAUUACAGCGCUUCGUGCUCACCUGAUUCAUAGUAAUUCUUGAGAGCACGUGGUGGUGGUAAGGAAAUAGACUUAUUUUUUUAAAACUAUAUAUUAUUGUCUCGUUGAGCAACUGAAGUUGUUGCAUUGUUUUACUCUUUCCCUACCUCUUGCUUUGUUUAUGUAGAUGUCAAAAAGUCUCUGUAUGUCUAGAAUUGCCCCCCUUGCCCCCAGUAUCUAAAGUUCUGGGUUACAUGGUAGCCCUUUAGCAAGGCUCUUUCAUUCAGAACAAAACAUUAUUAAUGGGUAGAAAAAGAUACUUCUCUGAGAUCCCAAAACCUUCCUCAGAUCUGUGGCAAGAAGAUUAUCUUUGCAGAGGGUCUGUCACCAGACUGACCCCUUGGGGCAGAAAUUGGAGGUUUGGCGUAGAACAUUCAUUUCUUCUCUGUCCAUCCACCUAUCAUCAAUUGAUGAAGGGUAAAUGCCAAAGGAGAGAGCACUGACCUGUUUAAAUAUUGCUUUCACUGGAGCAAACUGUUGUGUGCUGGAGAAGACAAGUUAAAGGAAAGGAACCUUUGUGGCAAACAAGUAGCCUGCCAUCCCAGCACCUGUGCCAAAAGGAUACAGGCUGACUGAUGUCAGCCCAAACUGUAAAAUGUUGAACAAAGCUGCCUUUUUGGUGGGCAAAUUCUAUCCGACAUAGCAAACCUCUGAAAAGCAGCCACUAGAGGCCCCAGUGUGAUGCCUUACAACAGUAGUCCCUGCCAGGUUGUUUCUUUGUCUCUAGCAGUAGACAUACGCUGAGGUGGUGGCAAUUUCUGUUUUCUUCAUGUGGAUAGCAGCCUGUUAGUACCUUCAAAUGGUGUGCAAUCUGUUGCUUUGCUGUCUACUGGGACACUUUGAAAACCGUCUGCAUCUUCACUGUAAAAAUAGUUCUGUGUCUCUCUUCUUGAAUUAUCCCAUUAGAGAAAUACUCCAAUAUUAGUGUCAGAUAAACGGGCAGGUCAUUUAUGAAUGCAGUCAUGACCUUGUCUAGUUGUCUCCAGGGUAAAAACCAAAACAAUCCCAUAUCCCUCCUCAAAGUUUUUUUUGUCUCUGCCAAGACCUUAUACCAAGUGGCACCAUUAAGUAGCAUAUAAUGCUUCACCUUAUUAGAAGGUCAUUUCUUACAUACUCUGUGCACAUAGGGAAGAGCUGCUCUUGAUAAUGCUAGGUGGUUCUUGUAAUCCAGCUGUAAGUGUAGCUGCAACUCUGCAACCAACAGUUGGUGGGGAAACCAGGUAGAAUAAAACACAGAAGCUCUGUCUGAAGUUCAGCACUUUCAAGAAAUGACUAGGUUGUGUCUACUGGCCCCCUACUUUGCGAGGCCUCACUUUAAGUUCUUUGUAAGCCAGUUAAUGAAAUAGCAAACUUCACUCUGAAGUCAGGCCAAAUUCUUACCAAAUUGACUGUUUAAGUAACAACCAUUUCUUGCUCUACUUUUCCAUUAAAAUUUUUAGAUAGAUGGCAGAGAUGCAAUUUUGGAGGUUGGGACUAGUGGUCUGAGCAGGACAUACGUUACGUUUGAGAAAGCUGUUAAAAGUCAUAGCCACUCAUUUACCAGGACUUUAACAUUCAACUUGAUUUCACGUGUAGGUUGGUAACCCUCACUUUCUUUGAGUACUACUGAUUUUGUGUUUGUAUUGUAUUUAAUUCAUGAUGAGAGGGCAAGGAGGCAGAAACAAGAUAUCAGGGGGUUUUUUGCAAUUAAUACUAAAACUGCAAUAUUUAAUUUUCACAAUGAAGUCACUACUGAUUUGUAGAGUUGCUUAUUUGUGCCGCAGUUAAGUACAUGAGAACUUUUAUUUUUAAUGUAUUGGUACUCUACAGUUUGCAAAUAAUUUCUGGAAAUGUUUCACUACACGUCCUCAUUGUACAGGCAUAUUUGAAUUAAGUAGAGGACUUGAUCAGUGUGAAUCUGAUGACAUCUAAUCAACUGAUGAUGUUGGUGGGUUUAAGUCUGCAUUUUCAUAGGAGUUCAGAGUGGUAAUUACUUUCUGUGAAAGAUCCAGCAUAUUAUUUUUAAAUAUGUAAGUGUCUCUGUGUACCUUGGGAUGACCAAGACUACCAAGAAUAAAGCACCUGGUAUUUA